Molecule: messenger RNA, 9414 nt
Organism: Loxodonta africana (African savanna elephant)
Lineage: Eukaryota; Metazoa; Chordata; Mammalia; Proboscidea; Elephantidae
Gene: EPCIP
Product: exosomal polycystin 1 interacting protein
Exons: 3
Coding region: 769-1470 (233 amino acids)
Source: RefSeq, a predicted model, not a curated record
CAAGAGGAUAAUUUUUACAGUAGGGCAGACAUUUAGCAUAGGCUCAUCAGGUCCUUGGGUGGCACAAACAAUUCGCAGUCAACUGCUAACCAAAAGGCAUCAUGGAAGAAAGGCCUGGUGACCUGUUUCCAUAAAAACUACAGCCAAGAAAACCUUAUGGAGCUCAGUUCUACUCUGUAAAACAUGAGGUCUCCAUGAAUCAGAAUCAACUUGACGGAACAGGUUUUUUUAAAUCAUUCCCCAGACCUAAGAGAGUAGAACAAAUCACGAAGGCAAAAGUAUCGCGGCGUCUCCGUGCUCUACUUAAUUCACUGGAUUCGCUGCUAACGUAAGAUUUCUUCCAUCGGUGUCAGUACUUCAGGGUCAGCAGCCAGAGCAGCCUCCUUCGCUCCUUCUGGAAACUUCCCAGCUUAGAGCCCAAAAAGAGCGACGAGGAGCUGCCUAGGCAGGUUCUCUCCUGCUGUGGCUAAAGGAGCGGUAGGCCAGCCACAGCCUCCUGGUUGCCAUGGAAACAAGGAGGGCUGCUGGCCCUCUGAAAGCGGAAAAGAACAGCAAGUGCCUGCAGAUUAACCAGCUGUCAAGCCAGGGCGAAGGAUCAGCGGCCAGACAAGGGGCUGCAGAGCCGAGGGAGAGACGAGCCUUGCUGGAACUGGGAGAUUUGCCAUUGGGCCGGCUCCAACUCAUGAUGACCUUAUGUACAACAGAACGAAGCACUGCCUGAUCCUGUGCCACCUUCAUGAUUGUUGGUGAGUCUCAACAAACCAGUUCAUGCAGGAGAGACACGAACACGCUGCCCCCACUGAGACAAAAAUGGCACCACCUUCCAGGCGCUGUCUCCUGCUGGUCAUUGCCCUGGGCAUCCUUGCAUUCGGCCACUUCACGAAAGGUCAGAAGAACAGCACUCUGAUCUUCACAAAGGAAAACACCAUUCGGAACUGCAGCUGCUCUGCAGACAUCCGGGACUGUGACUACAGCUUGGCCAACCUGGUGUGCAGCUGUAAAACCAUCCUGCCCCUCUCCGCAGAGAAGACCAGCUACCAUGGCCAUCUCACCAUCUGGUUCACAGAUACGUCUGCGCUGGGCCUCCUGCUGAACUUCACCCUGGUCCAGGACCUAAAGCUUUCUCUGUGCAGUACAAACACUCUCCCCCCUGAAUACCUGGCUAUUUGGGGUCUGAAGAGGCUUCGCAUCAACGCAGAAGCCAAGCAUCCGUUACCAGAGCAGAGUUUACUCAUCCACAGCGGUGGAGAGAGCGAAUCCAAAGAAAAGCCCGUGUCCUUGCACAAAGACUGGCCAACAUGUAUGUAUAUCUCAUUCUUAGACAUGGCUCUUUUCAACAGGGAAUCGUCCUUAAAGUCAUACAGUAUUGCAAACGUUGCCAGCACCGCCAACAACUUUCCCUACUUUCCUUACUUUAAAUCCGUCCCAAUUCCAAGCAACAAAAGCUAUGUUGUCACCUUCAUUUACUAACAUUGUGACUAUGUUCAACCACUGGGAGCUUGGCAAACUAUGGACAAUGGGAACAAGGAAUCUGGGAAUAAGGUCACAAGAUAGGUACCUCUACCCACAACUGUAUCCUCCCCACCCCAUGUCUUAGUCAUCUAGUGCUGCUAUAACAGAAAUACCACCUGUGGAUGGCUUUAACAAACAAGAAAUUUAUUAUCUCACAGUCGAGGAGGCUAGAAGUCACAAUUAAGCAUGCCGGUUCCAGGGAAAAAGUUUCUCUCCUUGACAGGUCUGGGGGAAGGUCCUUGUCAUCAAUCCUCCCCUGGUCUAGGAGCUUCUCAGCACAAGGACCUCAGGUUCAGAGGGUGAGCUAUGCUCCUGGCGCUGCUUUCUUCGUGAUAUGAGGCCCCUCUCCUCUCUGUUCUAUUCUCUCUUUUGUAUCUCAAAAGAUACUGGCUCAAGAUACAACCUAAUCCUGUAGAUUGAGUCCUGCCUCAUUAACAUAAUUGCCUCUAAUUCUGCCUCAUUAACAUCAGAGAGUAGGAUUUACAAAAUACAGGAAAAUCACAUCAGAUGACAAAAUCGAGGACAAUCACACAAUACUGGGAAUCAUGGUCUCGUCAAGUUGACACACAUUUUUAGAGGACACAAUUCAAUCCAUGACACCCCCCCAUUCACAGAAGAGCCACAUAUACAAAUGGGCAGCCCUCUCUACUCCAACCACGGGAGCUGUUUUGAAAAACAAAACAUAAAGAAACCACCAAACCCCAAGGAUCCAGUCCAGAAGCAUAUAUUGAAUGCCAGAUGUAGGCUAGGUCUUUGUAACUGGUAGCCCAUGGAGAAAUGUCAGACCAGAAGUAGAGAAAGCAAUACACACCAGGAACUGCUUACAGAGCUAAAUGCAGGGGACGAUCCUGAGAAAGGCAUGGGCCUGUUCCCCAGAGGGAUCUUCCUUUAAAUCCCUGCCUUCGUUUUUUUCCUGCUUCAUUCUGUCACAUUGCCUGGAACGCUCCUCAGCAGACUGAUAGGUUUCAGAGGUAUAGGAACCGUGAAUUCCACAAAACGAUUAGGUUCUCUUAGACCGAUAUCUUCCUAAUACUACCAAGAAUAGAAGCACUGAGAAACAGGAGUUUUGAGAGUAUGUUUGUUGAGUAUGAAAGUGUGUGCAUGGGAGGUAGGACACGCAUGGAUAGGGUAGAUCCCUAGGACCAAAUGAGGGCACUAGGGUCCCAAGGAGGGGUAUCCAGAAAUGGAAAUUGGAGGACACAAAAAAAUAAUUGCAUAUAUCUCAAAAUUUUGCUUAGAGCAAGGUCUGAACACAGGCAAAGUUUCCUUCUCUUCUAGCCCCUCUCUUCCACGUCCUUUUCUUUCUUUGCUUUCUUCUGUCUCCUUCCCCACUACACCACAUCCUCUAUUUCUCCUCUCACUUCUUCAUCCCCCUUCUCCUCCUUUUCCCUUGCUCUAGAAAUCAAAACUUAGAUUGACAUCAUUAGAACUAUGUUUAACAAACAAAAAAAAACCCCAAACCUGUUGCUGUAGAGUCAAUUCCAACUCAUAGCAGCUAUAGGACAGAGCAGAAUUGCCCCAUAGGGUUUCCAAGGAGGAGCUGGUGGAUUCAAAGUGCCAACCUUUUUAGUUAGCAGUGAGCCCUUAACCACUGCACCACCAGGGCUCCUGUUAACGACCAGAAACAAAAUAAAAUAAAAAAACAGACCUAUUGCCGUCAAGCUGAUUCCAACACAUAAUGACAAGUAGGGGCUAAAUAGACUUUUCUGGGCUAAUCUGGGAAUCUGAUAAUCAUUUAUAACAUUAUUCUUAUAGAUAAAAAUGCUCAAAUUACUAAUCAAUAAUUAACAAAAGAACUUUUACAGCUCAGUCCACUUGGAAGUUUAAGAUGAUAUGUGUUAAAUGAUAUGUGUGUGUGGUUAACAUAGAAUGGUUUUAUAUGUGCCAAUAAAAGGAACCAAAGCAAUGUGAUUUUUUUUUAAUUAGAUUGACUCAUUAUUGAACAAAGAAAAUUUUGCCACACAGAGAGUCAACUUACCACUAAGGUGGAAUCUAAAAAAUACAUGAUAGUUGUGGUGCAAAUAUCUAAACUUAGGGUGCCACGAAGUUGAAACACCACUGUACCUUUAUGGCACCAUAAUGAUAAGAAAUAGUUUUCUUAUGAAAUGACAAGAUGUCCUAGGGUUGAUGACUUUGGAUCACAUUCACCAUAUUUUCUGUCUUACCUUUAACAUAAACCAAAAGCCAAACCAGUUGCCGUUGAAUGGACUUCAACUCAUGGCGACCCCGUGAGCAUCAGAGUAGAACUGCCCUCCAUAGGGUUUUCAUGGCUAUGACCUUUCAACAGAUUGCCAAGCCCUUCUACUGAGGUAUCUCUGGGUGGGUUUGAACUGCCAAUCUUCCGGUUAGUAGCGAAGUGCUUAACCAUUUGCACUACCUAGGGACUUCUAUCCAUAACGCAGGAUAACUAAAAUAACAUGAAAUUUCAAUAUUUGCUUAAUUGGUGGGGGAUUUGACCAUUCAGGCCAAUUAACAUGAAUCCAUAAUGUCAGUGUUUAAAUUAGGCCAAAACUUGAAAAAAAAAUUGAAGUAUAAAUUUUAAUAGAAAAAUGUAAUGACCUCAUUACUGACACUGUACUUCAGAGGUAAGAUUUAAAGUGACAGAAAAAGGCAAAUAAGGAAAAGGGUGGUGGAGAAAGGAAGGCAGAAAGGAAAUAAGUGAAAAGAUCAAUAAAUAAAUAGAUUUACUGUCCUGUAGUACUUAGUACUGAAAAUGGAAACCCUGGUGGUGUAGUGGUUAAGUUCUAUGGCUGUUAACCAAAAGGUCAGCAGUUCAAGUCCACCAGGCAUUCCUUGGAAACUCUAUGGGGCCGUUCUACUUUAUCCUAUAGGAUCGCUACUAGUCAGAAUCGACUCGAUGGCAACCAGUUUGGUUUUUUGGUUUUUAGUACUGAAAAUGGAGCCCUGGUGGCACAGUGGUUAAGAGCUUGUCUGCUAACCAAAAGGUUGGCAGUUUGAAUUCACCAGCCACUACUUAGAAGCCCUAGGGGCAGUUCUACUCUGUCCUAUAGGGUCGCUAAGAGUUAGAAUUAAAUUGAUGGCAAUGGUUUUUGUUUGUUUGUUUGUUUUUUGGUUUAGUCCUGGAAAUGCAACAAUUGAAUUAUAAUGGAUUUUUAUUAAUAAAAUGUAAAAUUAAAUGAUGUUAGAAAUUAUGUGCCUAUUAUAAAUAUCUUCCAUUUGGUAGGUUUUAAUAGUUCUAAAGCCCUUUCACAUAUGUUUCAAGUGAUUCUUAUAAGAAAUAAUUACAGGUCAAUGGGAUUUACGUCAACAGAAGAGAAAAGCUAAUUUAGUUAAAAGCCCAGCCUGAGGUUUCUAGGUUUCUGGAUUGAAAAUGUGGUUCCGGCUGUGCUGUUGUGGGAUAAAUAGGUGACAGAGGACCCACAGCAGAGAUGUGGGGACAAAGGGCCUCUGGGCUUAGCCUAAGGGUUGGGACAACAGUGAGCGGUGAGGGUUGUGGUAAACUCAGAGUGCACACCGCAGCUGAAAGAGUCCCUUCCUACUAUGAGGGAAAGAACCACUGAAGGAGCGGAGCCAAGACAAUAAGUGUAGGGUGUGGAGGGCCACGUGCAGUAUUGACAUGGCCAACUUCCUCACCUGCCAGAACCAUCAGUGGCAACUUUAGGGCUCUGCAUCCAUCCUGCAUUCAGCAGCCCACUCCUCAACAUCAGGAGUUAAUGGUCCUGAAAGCCCCUAAGGUGGAAGAAGGAGGGAUAGAGGAACUUAAUGCCUGUGAGGAAAAGUGAGUUAGGGGUUAAAACUCCUGAGCGAAUCUGUGAAAGCCCCUGAAAAGAAGGAAGAAACAAAGCAGGGAAGAAAGAAAAGAGAUAUUAAUAACAUUUUACACACAUUAAAUUAGUAAAAAUGGGAUCUGGACAGUCAAUUUCCGUUUCCCAGGCUUGCUCACUAAUAAUUUCAGGAUCUCCCUCUGCCCAGAAUUUACGGGAGGAUGUUUGUAAAUCUGUUUUGAUUUCUUACAACAAAAGCAAUGAGAAGUCUUUUUGUUUUAUGCUGAGCCUGCUCUUUAUUCUGAUUUUUAAUUUAUUCUAAAUUUAACAGAGAACCCAGUCACAGCUCAGACUGACAUACAAGUCCUGUGUAGCCAAUCUAAACUCUACAGAAGCAGUAAGGGUGAGUUGGCUCUGCAGAGCAAGAGAGGGUGUCAUAAAGCCACACCGAUGUAAGUACAGGCACAAUAACACACAGACAAACAGAUAAAGCAGUAGGGAUCGCUUACAAACAGACUCUCAGUUUUAAAAAAGAUUAGUAUAUGGUAAGGUUAAAAUCACAAACCUCUGGAAAAAAGGAAAAUAAUUCAAUAAAUGGCGUCGGGGUGAAGGAUCUGCACUAUAACAAUAGCAGUAUUGUAUCUGGGCGAUGGGAUUAGAAGCAAUUUUUAUUUUCUACUUCUUGAGUAGCUGAAUUUUCUAAAUUAAAAAAAAAUAAACACACCGUGUUCAGUUCGGCAGCACAUGUACUAAACUCGGAAUGAUACAGAGAAGAUUAGCAUGGCCCCUGCACAAGGAUGACACACAAAUUCCUGAAGUGUUCCAUAUUUUUAGGGGGAUUGUGCUGUCACGUUGUAGAGAUUGCAACUGUCACGUAACAACAUGAGUAUAAAUUUUUGCAUGAGAAAUUAACUUGAGCUGUUAACUUUAACCUAAAGCACAAUAAAAAAAAACAAAUAAAUAAAUACACUGACACUAUAACAUCGGUAAUAGGAAAAACCCAAUAAGAGUAUUUUCACGUAAAUAAAUAAGAUGCUAGAACUGCCCACUGCUUAAAGUUACAGCCUCACCCCACAACAAGCAUCAUAAUGUUAAGUUAGAUAACAUUAAAAUGACACCACAGAACAACUUAAAAAUAUGGGAGACAAAAAGAAAAAGACUAACAAGCUAACAGAAAAAGAGAAAAAUAAUAAACACAUAGUUCUCAUGAGAUGAAACCCAAAUAGCCAAUAACAAAAUUUAAAAGAAUCAUCUCUAAUAAGAAAAAUACAAUAGAUAUUUCAUCAAGUAGGUUGGCAAAAAAUUAAGUUAGUUGAUAGCAAGUUUUGUCAUGCCUGUAAGUAAACAGAUGCUCUCUCAUACACUAUCCAUGGGAGAGUAAACUGGUACAACCAUUUUGAAGUACAUUUUGGGACUCCCUGAAAAUGCACAGAGCCUAGAAGCCAGCAAUUUCACUUCUCUGUAUUCACCAUAAAGAAACACCUCCACACAUACAUACACGUCAUUAGUAAAAAUUCAUUUAGCCGUUCACUUAGAAUAAGUGCACAUUUCUGUAUGCAUAGCAUACUUCAGUAAUGUUUGCAAAAGAAUAAAUACCAUAACUAACACUCAUAUAAUUACCACCCAGAACUGAAAAAUAGGAACAUUUUGUCACAUCUAUUUCAUGUUUAUUUUUUAAACAAAAAAGAUAAACACUAUUAGUUAAAAAAAAAAAAAAACUGCCAAGAAAUCAUGACAUUAUUGGGGCCAUUGGGGAAACUUGAAUAUGGACUGGCUAUAGAUAAUGAGAGUGUCUUGGAAGAAGUACAGCCAGAAUGUUUCUCAGAAGCAAGGAUGGCAAGACUUCAUCUCACAUACUUUGGACAUGUUGUCAGGAGAGCCAGUCCCUGGAGAAGAACAUCAUGCUUGGUAAAGUAGAGGGUCAGUGAAAAAGAGGAAGACCCUCAACAAGAUGGACUGACACUGUGGCUGAAGCAAUGGGCUCAGGUGUAGCGACAAUUGCGAGGAUGGCACAGUACUGGAUAGUGUUUCCUUCUGUUGUACACAGGGUUGCUAUGAGUCGGAACCGACUUGAAGGCACCUAACAACAACAUCGUGAUGUCUGCGUGUAACUCUCAGAAGGCUCAGCAAAGAGAGAGAGAGAAAGUAGCAAAAUAUUAACAGUUGUUGAGCCCAGGUGAUGGGUAUAUGGAUGUUCAUUGUCCUAUUCUUGCUUUUUUAUACAUUUGACGUUUUCCAAAAUAAAAAGUUGGAAAAAAGAAAUGAGGUGUAUUUAUAUGCAUUUAUAAGACCUGCAAACACCUAACUGAAAGCAAUGAAGCACAUUAUAAAACGGCACAUAGAAUACGAUACCAUCUAGUUUAAAAAUACACAAAACAUUACUACAGAUAGACGCUGUAUCAGAAACCCUGGUGGCGCAGUGGUUAAGUGCUACAGCUGUUAACUGAAACACUGGCAGUUUGAAUCCACCAGCCACACCUUGGAAACCCUAUGGGGCAGUUCUACUCUGUCCUAUGCGUCACUAUGAGUUGGAAUUGACUGCACGGCAACGGAUUUGGUUUUUUUGGCUAUGUAUGUUGAGCAGAGAAGGCUUAAACACCAGGGGUUAGCUGCUUACAAAAUCACAGGAAGGGCUGGAGGAAUAGAAGUCGGGGCUGCCACUGCACUAAUCAGCUGAAGGGCACACUGCUGCACCAGGGUCAGAAAGUCCAAACUGACUCUCACCAGUUUUGCUUUAAACAGCUCAUACUUCAAUUUUGAUUCUUGUUUCAUAACAAAUGUUGUAAUUAUAAAUGAACAAACGAAAAGAUGUCAUAAAAGAAAUGUAGCGACCAGAAAAUAAAUAUUACAACAAAAUACUACUGUCUUAGUCAUCUAGUGCUGCUAUAACAGAAAUGCCACAGAUGGGCGGCUUUAACAAAGAGAAAUUUAUUUCUUCACAGUAAAGUAGGCUAAAAGUCAAAUUCAGGGUGUCAGCUCCAGGAAAGGGCUUUCUCUCUGCUGGCCUUCUCAUCCAUCUUCCCUCAGAGUAGGAGCUUCUCCUUGCAGGAAUCAAGGGUCCAAAGGAUGCGUUCUGCUCCCGUCACUGCUUUCUUGGGGGUAGGAGGUCCCCCUUUCUCUGCUAGCUUCCCUUUCUUUUUAUCUCUUGUAAGAUAAACGGUGGUGCGUUGCCCAGCUACAAGCGAUGACCGCCCUGAUAGGGAACACAACAGAGAACCCCUGAGGGAGCAGGAGAGCAGUGAGAUGCAGACUCCAAAUUCUUGUAAAAAGACCAGCCUUAAUGGUCUGACUGAGACUAGAAAGACCCCAGAGGUCAUGGUCCCCAAACCUUCUGUUAGCCCAAGACAGGAACCAUUCUCGAAGCCAACUCUUCAGACAGGGAUUGGACUGGACUAUGGGAUAGAAAAUGAUACUGCUGAAGAGUGAACUUCUUGGAUCAAGUAGACACAUGAGACCAUGUGGGCAGCUCCUGUCUGGAUCAGGGAUGUGACUUUAGUAAUGGUGUUACAAUCCCACCCUAAUCCUCUUUAACAUAAAAUUACAAUCACAAAAUGGAGGAUAAGAGGCAAUACCGAGAAUCAUGGCCUAAUCAGGUUGACACAUAUUUUGGGCGGAAACAAUUCAAUCCAUGACAACUAUAUUUUUAGGUAAGUCUUUCACACGUUAUAAGAAAAUAUUCCUUUCUAUAUUUUGCUCUUACGAGUUCUUUAGUGAUAUCAUCACAAUUAAGCUGCAAACAAUAUCCACUUCCAUACAUAACAAGGAUAAUGAAUCAAGUCCUUCUUGAAUCAUCAUUGUACAGUGAAGGGUUUUGAGUCUAUUUAGGGACAAAAAUGAGCAUUCUGUUGUGCAGUUUGUGAUUAUUAAAGUUAGGAAUAUGCAUAAAGCAAUUGAACACUGGGAAAUACGCAUUGUAUUUUAUCUUCUACUAUGGAAUCAUAUGUACCUACAUGAGUAAAAUGUCUUUCCUGAAUCUGUAAACUUAGUUCUCAUGUAAGAAUGAAAUUGUUCUUCUCCGUAAAGGUCUGUAUUUAAGUCAUUGGGAUGAGCCUGCACGCAUUUCUUCGAUGCUCUCACGCAUUCUUCAGCAGGUAUAUCCACAUUGUUUAGGAAGGAAAAUCUAUAUGAAAGAACUUCAUACACUCUCAUUCCUCUUUUCGUGCAAGAUUCUAGUGUG